Messenger RNA from Loxodonta africana (African savanna elephant), 918 nucleotides. RefSeq names its product C-C motif chemokine ligand 5 (gene CCL5). Gene Ontology annotation, biological process: immune response; positive regulation of T cell chemotaxis. Gene Ontology annotation, molecular function: chemokine activity. Gene Ontology annotation, cellular component: extracellular region. The record is from RefSeq and is a predicted model, not a curated record. The transcript has 3 exons. NCBI's taxonomy places the organism in Eukaryota, Metazoa, Chordata, Mammalia, Proboscidea, Elephantidae. Bases 217 to 492 code for a protein of 91 amino acids.
UGAUACCAGCCAGUGCUUGACUGCUGCUUUGGAAACUCCCCUAAGGACGCCCCCUCGGCUGGCCCUGACUCCCUAUUUGAUGACGAGUUACUCUAUCCAAUAAAGAUAUCCAAUAAAGACGAGUCACUCUAUCCUAUAAAGGGCUGGCCUGAGAGGGACCUGCACAGGAUACUGAGACAGCACCUACAGCCUUCACAGCCUCUGCCCUCAGGCACCAUGAAGGUCUCUGCAGCAGCCCUCACAGUCCUCGUCACGGCCGCCGCCCUCUGCGUCCCUGCAUCUGCCUCUCCAUAUGCCUCGGACACCACGCCCUGCUGCUUUGCCUACACCCCCCGCACACUGCCCCACGCCCACGUCAAGGAGUAUUUCUACACCAGCGGCAAGUGCUCCAUGCCAGCAGUCGUCUUUGUCACCCGUAGGAACCGCCAGGUGUGUGCCGACCCAGAGAAGAAAUGGGUGAAGGAGUACAUCAACACCUUGGAGAUGAACUAGGAUGGAGGGCGUCUUGAAACUGAGCUUCUACAAAUUUUUCAGUUGCUGCUUGCUCUUGUCCUAACCAGCUUGGGAGGCUGUUCCCCCAAUCCUCUAUUCCCACCCCUCCCUGGAAAGCAGGGAUUCCACCAUAAGGCAGCAGUUAUAAAAGCUUCCCCCAUCUAAAGCCUCAAAAAUCUACUGAAGCUCUGCCCUAUGAACAGGCAGUCUGUAGGUUCUGAGCUGCUGGCUCCUCGGGCUCAGCUUGGCCAUGGCUUUGCGACCAGGAAGGAAGGUAGUGCGUCUCUAGAAGCAAGAAAGGAAGAAAACUGGGAUCCUACGGGAAUAUCCCGGGGCCAAGUCCCAUGUCAGCCCCCUCACUGGGACGGGAUGACUGGCAAACAUGAGAAAUCAACUUUCUAUUAAAAUUCUCAGUGCAGUUGCAAA